CCUGGUGUAGACGCCAAAGUCUUGUCACGAGUGGGCGGGGCAGGGUGAUGUAUGAUCUGAAAGGCCGGGCGUGACUGACGACUGUCAGUGUGUGUGUGCCUGUGAGGCUGUGUCUGUGUGACAGUAUCAUUGUGUGCGAUUCUGAGUGUCACUUGGUGCAGCUGUCAGCUAAUGUGACUGCGUGUGUCAGUGUGCAUGGAGCUGGGGCUGCAUGUGGCUGUGCAAGUGUGGGAUUAUGUGUGUAUCUGUCAAUGCACAUUUUUAGUGGGACUGGGUUGUGUGUUUGUGUGAGAGGGACUGUGACCACAUUAGGGAAUGUGUUUUGGGAAGGUCUCUGUGGGGUUUGAGACCAUGUCUGCCAGCAUGAGAGUGGGUGGCUGGCUCUGUGUGUGCCAAUGUGUGACUUCAGCAGUAGCAGAGGAAAAGUGAGGUUUGUGACUAUGUGUGUGUGCUGGGUCCUAACUUAAACCGUGUGGGAGUACAGCUGUAUUCAUGUAUUGGGGGACCUACUUCAAGAGCCCAUUGGACUGACCUUUCUCUUAAGUGUCCAGCAUGGACAGACACACCCACAAAACACGUGGCUUCCCCUCCUUCUUCCUCUGCUCAAGAAUCCCCAGCAUCAGGUCUACUGCUCCUUACUUUCUGUUUCCCUGCCUGACUCAGUUUCCCUUACAUGCCGUUUUCUCUCCCUGUUGCUGUCUUACUAGAGAUAUCUCUGCGUGUUUCUUCAUAGCUUUGUUCCCCUGGUCUCUAUGUGGGUGCAUUUCCAGUUUUGCUUCUCCUGCGUCUUUGUCUCUCCCUGUGCGCCUAUGCCUGCCUUCCCUGCUGAUCUUGAUCUCUUUGGCUAGUUGGGGGCCUGUAACAGUGAUGAGAUGCAGGUCUGCCACUGCUAAGAGCUCCCUGAGAGAGGGGGCUUAGACCAUGAUGAGGAGUUGCUUUUAGGCGGUGCUGUGAGCCCUGGUAGGGGCUGUGUGUGUGUGUGUGACUGCGUGAGUUUAUGAAUAUGUGUAAGUGUAUCUGAGUCUGAGGCUGUGUGGCUGUGCCCGUGUGACUGUGAGUGACCACAUGUGAGAGUGUGUGAGUCUGAGGGUAACUGUGGGUCUUGUGUAUCUGGCACCAAGGGACCAAAGGCAUUUCCUGGUGCUGGGGCCCAAAGAGUGGAGGGGGAGGUGAGAAAUGGCUGGAACUUCCAGGGGAGGGGGAACUGGACUCUUUGGCCUCUCCUUAUAUCCCCCAACUUGGGGCCUCCUUUCCCCUGGAAGCACAGCCAGCUGUGCCCUAAGGAAACAUUUGGUGAGGAGUGAAAAGAGGAGGAGUUUGUAUCUGAUUUUUCAUUUGAUUGUGUCCACGUGUGUUCAAAGGCAUGCCCUUUUGUUAACUGUGCGUCGUGAGUCCAUGUGUGAAUGUGACCAUGUCUGGCUGUGUGAAAACACAGGGCAUCUCUCACUGACAGGGACAUAAGUGUUAGCCACCCUCCUUUCCCUCUUGCUGGCCUUGGCUGUGUCUGUGGCUUCCUUUCCAGACUUGGGGGAGGCCUCUUCCCUUCACAGGGCCUUGGGUGGGAGGGAAGGAGGGAGGAGGCAGAAGCGGGGAGGGGGCCUGGCUAGGGGCGGCGGAGCUCCAGGGCUUAGAGGGGGCGGGGCAGGGAAGGGGAAGGAGGGGAUGGCUUUGGGGUCCCAGAACUGAGUGGAGUAGGAGACGGGGGCUGUAGCUGGUGAGAGGAAGUCCUGGAGGCCAUGGACACUCUGCCGCUGGGAUCACCGAGGUAGGGUGGGGCUAAGCAGGGUAAGUGUGGCUGGGUGGCCAGGGGUGAGCCAACUGGACACACUCAGACAGACACACAGACACAUGGAGGCCCUGCUCUGCUCUACUCCUACUCCUGAAGGGUCCGUGCUCUUCCUCUUCUGGUCUUGUACCCAGAACCCUUUCCCCGCCUGCCCCUUCCUUCUCCAUCCACUUCACCACUGCCUUCCUCCUUCUGCUCCCCCUCAUCCAGAAUCUCUCUCUCCUAGCAUCCCCCACCUGCAAUAUAGACACACUGUUAGCUUUUUGAGUUUCCACCGACCCCAAUCCAGUCUUUCCAACACUUCCCGCACUGCCCCAUCACCUCCUAGUCCUGAUCUCUGAGUAUCUCUUGGUGCUGUGGCCCCCAUGCCUGUUCCUGCAGGCUCCCAGUUCCUCUUAGCUUCCCAUCCCCUUCCCUUCCCUCCUCUCCCCGCCACCCUGUCUCCAUCUCCAUCUGCUGGCUCCUCACCCACCCCCAGCCUCUGGCAGCAGCCAGGGCAUCUGGAUCUGCUUAACUACACAGCCCCAGCCUGCACCCUAGCCCCAUCCAGCUUCACAGACUGGAGACCAACGAAGUGUCAGAGCCAGGCCCAGCUGAGUGGCUCAAGUAGCCAGAGCAAGGAGCCAGGUUCAGGCGAGAAGCCUGGCAGCCAGAGCAGGGAUGAGCAGCGGCUGCUCAGGGCUGAGCAGGGUCCUGGUGGCCGUGGCUACAGCCCUGGUGUCUGCCUCCUCCUCCUGCCCCCAGGCCUGGGGCCCCUCAGGGGUCCAGUAUGGGCAGCCCGGCAGGUCCGUGAAGCUGUGUUGUCCUGGAGUGACUGCCGGGGACCCAGUGUCCUGGUUUCGGGACGGGGAGCCAAGGCUGCUCCAGGGACCUGACUCUGGGCUAGGGCAUGAACUGGUCCUGACCCAGGCAGACAGCACUGAUGAGGGCACCUACAUCUGCCAGACGCUGGAUGGUGCACUUGGGGGCACAGUGACCCUGCAGCUGGGCUACCCUCCAGCCCGCCCUGUUGUCUCCUGCCAAGCAGCUGACUAUGAGAACUUCUCUUGCACUUGGAGUCCCAGUCAGAUCAGCGGUUUACCCACCCGCUACCUCACCUCCUACAGGAAGAAGACAGUUCUAGGAGCUGAUAGCCAGAGGAGGAGUCCAUCCACAGGGCCCUGGCCAUGCCCACAGGAUCCCCUAGGUGCUGCCCGCUGUGUUGUCCACGGGGCUGAGUUCUGGAGCCAGUACCGGAUUAAUGUGACUGAGGUGAACCCACUGGGCGCCAGCACACGCCUGCUGGAUGUGAGCUUGCAGAGCAUCUUGCGCCCUGACCCACCCCAGGGCCUGCGGGUAGAGUCGGUACCAGGUUUCCCCCGACGCCUGCGAGCCAGCUGGACAUACCCUGCCUCCUGGCCGCGCCAGCCCCACUUCCUGCUCAAGUUCCGUUUGCAGUACCGUCCGGCACAGCAUCCAGCCUGGUCCACGGUGAGGCCUGGAGUGGAGCCAGCUGGACUGGAGGAGGUGAUCACAGAUGCUGUAGCUGGGCUACCCCAUGCCGUACGAGUCAGUGCCCGGGACUUUCUGGAUGCUGGCACCUGGAGCACCUGGAGCCCGGAGGCCUGGGGAACUCCGAGCACUGGGACCGUACCAAAGGAGGUACCAGCUUGGGGCCAGCUACACAUGCAGCCAGAGGUGGAGCCUCAGGUGGACAGCCCUGCUCCUCCAAGGCCCUCCCUCCAACCACACCCUCGGCUACUUGAUCACAGGGACUCUCUGGAGCAGGUAGCUGUACUGGCGUCUUUGGGAAUCCUUUCUUUCCUGGGACUGAUGGCUGGAGCCCUGGCACUGGGGCUCUGGCUGAGGAUGAGACGGGGCGGGAAGGAUGGAUCCCCAAAGCCUGGGUUCUUGGCCCCAAUGAUUCCAGUGGACAGGUGUCCAGGAGCUCCAAACCUAUAGAGGACCCAGGAGGGCUUCGGCAGAGUCCACCUAUAAUUCUGUCUUGCUGGUGUGGAUGGAUGGACAGUAGAUCCCUAUGGUUGGGUCUUAGCUGGAAGUUCUGUUUGGAGCCCAUUUCUGUGAGACCCUGUAUUUCAAAUUUGCCAGCUGAAAGGUGCCUGUACCUCUGAUUUCACCCCAGAGUUGGAGUUCUGCUCGAGGAAUGUGUGUAAUGUGUACAUCUGUAUCCAUGUGUGACCAUGUGUCUGUGAGGCAGGGAACAUGUGUUCUCUGCAUGCAUGUAUAUAGGUGCCUGGGGAGUGUGCGUGGGUCCUUGGCUCUUGGCCUUUCCCCUUGCAGGGGUUGCGCAGGUGUGAAUAAAGAGAAUAAGGAAGUUCUUGGAGAUUGUACUUAGA
Rhinopithecus roxellana (golden snub-nosed monkey) is the source of this 4122-nucleotide messenger RNA. It is a transcript of the gene IL11RA, whose product is annotated as interleukin 11 receptor subunit alpha. Gene Ontology annotation, molecular function: cytokine receptor activity; protein binding. NCBI's taxonomy places the organism in Eukaryota, Metazoa, Chordata, Mammalia, Primates, Cercopithecidae. The record is from RefSeq and is a predicted model, not a curated record. Gene Ontology annotation, cellular component: membrane. The coding region runs from base 2447 to 3727 and encodes 426 amino acids. The transcript is spliced from 13 exons.